CGUCACUGUGCCAAUGUCAGUGGUCACCGGUACAUGCUAUCGGACCGCGUUUGCACUAUAGUGUGGUAUUUUAGAUUUUAUUUAUAUUGCUAUAUAUAGAUUUAAAGAUCAUAUAUAGUCGGUUUAAGAUAUUUAAGUGUACGCUACUGUAGCUAAAUUCGUAGCUAUAUUUGGCGGAAUGAUGAGGACGAUAGUGCUAUUGGCAUCGCUGGUUGCGCUGGUAUGUGCAGAAUCAAAAGUGUAUUUCAGGGAGCAGUUCGAAGACGGCGAUGCAUGGACGACCAGGUGGUUGGAAUCCAAACACAAGUCGGACUAUGGAAAGUUUGUCCUAUCAGCGGGCAAGUUUUACGGAGAUGCGGAAAAAGACAAAGGCCUGCAGACCGGUCAGGACGCGCGCUUCUACUCCUCCUCCGCGCGGUUCCCCGCCUUCAACAGCGCGGGGCAGCCGCUGGUGCUGCAGUUCACCGUGAAGCACGAGCAGACCAUCGACUGUGGCGGCGGCUACGUCAAGCUCUUUCCCUCCGAGCUGAAACAGGAGGACCUGCACGGGGACUCCCACUACAACAUCAUGUUCGGUCCUGAUAUCUGUGGUCCAGGAACCAAAAAGGUGCACGUCAUCUUGAACUACAAGGGGAAGAAUCACCUGAUCAACAAAGAUAUCCGAUGCAAGGAUGACGAGUACAGCCACCUGUACACGCUGGUGCUCAGCCCUGACAACACCUACGAGGUGAAGAUCGACAACAAGAAGGUGGAGUCGGGCAGCCUGGAGGAGGACUGGGACAUUCUGCCCCCGAAAAAGAUCAAGGACCCGGACGCCACCAGGCCCAAGGACUGGGACGAGAGGGAGAAGGUGGACGACCCCGAGGACAAGAAGCCGGAGGACUGGGAUAAGCCAGAGCACAUCCCUGACCCUGAUGCCAAACAGCCGGAGGACUGGGACGAUGAGAUGGAUGGGGAAUGGGAGCCGCCCAUGAUCACCAACCCGGAAUACAAGGGCGAGUGGACCCCCCGGCAGAUCGACAACCCCGAGUACAAGGGGAAGUGGGUGCACCCCGAGAUCGACAACCCCGAGUACACCGCAGACUCUGAGAUCUACAGGUACGAGGACGUGGGAGUCAUCGGCCUGGACCUGUGGCAGGUGAAGUCUGGCACCAUCUUUGAUAAUUUCUUGAUCACCAACGACCCGAAGCUGGCUGAGGAGGUGGGGAAGGAGACCUGGGGCUUGACCAAGGACCCUGAAAAGAAGAUGAAGGAGAGCCAGGAGGAAGAGGAGAGACAGAAGCGUGAGGAAGAUGAGAAGGCCAUGAAGGAAGAGACGAAGGACCAGGAGGAGGAGGAGGAAGAGGAGGAGGAGGAGGAAGAGAAGGAGGAAGAGGAAGAAGAGGAAGAGGAAGAAGAGGAGGAGGAAGAAACAGACUCUAACCUCAAGGACGAGCUUUAAACUCCGACAGGGAGGGAGGUGCCCUGUUUGCA
This is a messenger RNA of Conger conger (European conger), 1473 nucleotides long. Its product is annotated as calreticulin-like. NCBI's taxonomy places the organism in Eukaryota, Metazoa, Chordata, Actinopteri, Anguilliformes, Congridae. The transcript has 9 exons. Gene Ontology annotation, molecular function: calcium ion binding. Gene Ontology annotation, biological process: protein folding. The record is from RefSeq and is a predicted model, not a curated record. Bases 179 to 1441 code for a protein of 420 amino acids. Gene Ontology annotation, cellular component: endoplasmic reticulum membrane; endoplasmic reticulum.